This is a messenger RNA of Aspergillus fischeri NRRL 181, 423 nucleotides long. RefSeq lists its product as uncharacterized. The coding region runs from base 1 to 423 and encodes 140 amino acids. The transcript is spliced from 2 exons. Lineage: Eukaryota; Fungi; Ascomycota; Eurotiomycetes; Eurotiales; Aspergillaceae. The record is from RefSeq and is a predicted model, not a curated record.
AUGGCGCACAUAGCACUCAAUGAUGCUGCUAGAGCCAUUCUCAAAGAAGUGAAAAACCUCAUCGCAAAUGAACCCGAAAUCAAGGAGGAAAAGCUUGGUAUGGGACGUGUGUAUGGUGGUGUUGUCCUGACGAAAAUCGACGAGCUGAAAUCAGAGCUAGAAAUUGAAGGCUACAAGUGCAACAUUUUCCAUUUCCUUCGUGGUGCGAACGUUCGAAAUCCUACAACUCGACUCCUUCUCAUUCCCAUAAACGGAAAAGCCACACUAAGUAAAGGUGAACCUUUGGUACAAGAAGAAGCCUAUUUCAUUGAGGACAAGAAGGAAAAUGAGGACAAGGGAAACGCCGGAGACAAUCGAGUACCACUCUUCGGAAACGAGUUGGAUGUUAUUAUCGCCGUGUUGAAAGCAGACGUGGAGAAAUAA